GAUUAGCUUUGAUUGAGGUCAGAUGUUGGGCGCAUUCAACUUUACAGCCUUGUCAACGCACUGAUUCAACAUGCGCUACCUACCGGUAGCUAGCUAAAGCUACUACGUGCUAGCUACUUUUCAUCAUUGAUGGCUAAGUCAGUGGUUAUCAGUCCUUGACAACUGUCUGCUUCCAAAAAUAGAUCCUUAAAGUAAAGUGCCUUGCUGUCAUAACCACUUUGCUUGCUAACCUCCCAGAUAGCCAAACUAGAAAACCAUUGGCAUUGCACUUCAACAAACAAGCUAGCUACCAACUAGCUAACAUGGCAGUUUCUGGCUACCUGACCCCCAUGUUCAUUGUCAACGUGCACAUUGGUUACUAGUUAGAUUUGUUUUCAACCAGUAAGCUUUCUUCAAUAUUGGUGCAUGUCACUAGUCGUGUCUGCCUUGUACAUUUUGUUACGGUUGGUUUGAUCAUAGACCCUGGCCUGAUCUGCGGAGGGUCGCCCUCCCAGUUAGACCAGCGAGCUACACUACUUGGCAAAAAGUAUGUGGACACCCCUUCAAAUGAGUGGAUAUAUCAGACACACCCGUUGCUAAAGUGUGUAUAAAAUCGAGCACACCACCAUUAAUCUCCAUAGACAAACAUUGGCAGUAGAAUUGCCCGACUUUCAACAUGGCACCGUCAUAGGAUGCCACCUUUCCAACAAGUCAGUCAGUUCGUCAAAUUCCUGCCCUGCUAGAGCUGUUAUUGUGAAGUGGAAACGUCUAGGACAGGGCUGCCCAACCCUCUUCCUGGAGAUCUACGGUCCUGUGGGAUUUCAGUCCAACCGUAAUUUAACACACCUGAUUCUACUAAUUAGUUGCUCAACAAGACCUUAACUAACUGAAUCAGAUAUGCUAAAUUAGGGUUGGACUGGAAACCACAGGACAGUAGAUCUCCAGGAAGAGGGUUGGGCAGUCAUGGUCUAGGAGCACAAUAACGGGUUUCCCGGGGACACAUGCUGGAGAGAAUACAAGACGUCAGCUAAUCAUACCAUCAUGAAUAACAUCAAGUCGGCGUCUCGGAGAGGAGUGAAGAAGCCUGGGAGGGGAGUAGGCACUGCUUCAACCAACGUAACACAAGAUAGGAUGGGUGACGGUGUGCAGAAUGAGACCGUUUUCUACUCCAAGGCUGAAAACUACUGGAGAGAAGUGGCGCCCACUGUGGAUGGCAUGCUAGGAGGCUACGGCAAGAUCUCUAACAUUGACAUUGACGGCUCCAAGAAGUUCCUGCAGAAAUUCCUUGGCCAGGGUGAAGGGAAGACCGGCAAUGGCUGCGCCCUGGACUGUGGUGCCGGAAUAGGGCGCAUCACCAAGCGACUGCUGCUGCCCCUCUUCAACACUGUGGACUUGGUGGACGUGACUCAGGAGUUCCUGGACCAGGCUAAGGUCUACCUGGGCGACGACAGCAAACGGGUGGAGAACUAUUUCUGCCUCGGCCUGCAGGACUUUAUCCCACAGGACAGACGCUACGACGUCAUCUGGAUCCAGUGGGUCAUUGGCCACCUGACUGACGACCACCUGGUGGAGUUCCUGCACCGUUGCCGCGGCGGCCUCCGCCCUGAGGGACUAAUUGUCAUCAAGGACAACGUGGCCUAUGAGGGCGUGAUCCCCGACGAUGUCGACAGCAGUGUGUGCCGGGAACUGGCUCUGGUGAAGAGCCUGGUGACCCGGGCAGGCCUCACUAUCGUCUGUGAAGAGCAACAGAUGAACUUUCCUGACGAGAUCUACCAGGUCCACCAGCUGGCCCUCCGAUAGGGACAGAGAUGGAGACGGACGGGAGUAGAGGUGUGGAGGAUGGUUGCCAAUGCCAAAAUGCUGCUGCCCAUGCUCAAGCCAUGGGACCUUCAUGACAAGCCUCCUGUCCACUGAAAGUUGGACAGUCCAGCUUAGUGUGUAGGCGUGUUUGUCUAAUGGCGUAUAUAUGACCCACUCUGUGUGAAUACAUCAGGUAGAGGUUUUAUGAAUCGGCAGUGUAAUUUACUAAAGGAUAAUUGUGACUGAUUCUGGGAUCACCCUUAGGAAUUAUGGAUGUACUGUAUGGGGGCAGAUCAGGUAAGGCUCAGAAAUGCAAAUGCCACUGAGUCAAUUCUUUACUGGAGGACAUGAGUUACAGCACUUGAGUUCACAUAGGACAGGGAGCAAUUCUUUUCAGGGCCAUGUUCCAUAGGGCACACAGUUUUGCAAUGGAAACUACACAAAAACGUAUUUGGUCAAGUUCACGUACCUUAUUGUAAAUGACCCAGGUUCUCACUUUUGCCUAACGCACAAUUCAUUCAUGUCACUGAAUGCUCAGAGUAUCUGGUCACAUCUGUUUCCCCAAGUCGGAAUUAGAUCGAGCAACAAAUCAGAAACAGAGUUUCCCAUCACUGGCAUAUAUUCCUCCACAUACCUGUUUAUGUAAUUUAUUCACAGUACCAAGAAUACAUAGAUUGGCUGUUUGUAAGAUGUGGCAAAUACUGAUGAAAUUUAAGUACUGUAUCUUUCCCAUGAGUGUUUGAAUGUCAAAUUAAACAACUUUUCAGGGAAUCUCA
Messenger RNA from Oncorhynchus nerka (sockeye salmon), 2555 nucleotides. It is a transcript of the gene ntmt1, whose product is annotated as N-terminal Xaa-Pro-Lys N-methyltransferase 1. The record is from RefSeq and is a predicted model, not a curated record. The transcript is spliced from 5 exons. Gene Ontology annotation, molecular function: N-terminal protein N-methyltransferase activity. Gene Ontology annotation, biological process: N-terminal protein amino acid methylation. Gene Ontology annotation, cellular component: cytoplasm. NCBI's taxonomy places the organism in Eukaryota, Metazoa, Chordata, Actinopteri, Salmoniformes, Salmonidae. Bases 1021 to 1779 code for a protein of 252 amino acids.